This is a messenger RNA of Oncorhynchus gorbuscha (pink salmon), 1506 nucleotides long. RefSeq names its product lipopolysaccharide-induced TNF factor (gene litaf). The transcript has 4 exons. The record is from RefSeq and is a predicted model, not a curated record. NCBI's taxonomy places the organism in Eukaryota, Metazoa, Chordata, Actinopteri, Salmoniformes, Salmonidae. The coding region runs from base 184 to 648 and encodes 154 amino acids. Gene Ontology annotation, molecular function: zinc ion binding.
AUAGUUCAAUGUUAUGUGGUGGUGUCACGCAAAUACUGGUGGACCCCUCCAGACUCCAAAAUAUCACGUGAUACAUACAGGCUGCUUGUUCCUGGAAAUUGGCUCGAGCUACUGUAAAGUAGCAUUUUGUUUGGACGUCAAAGAAGCAAGUUAAUCAGCCAACUUUACUGCCGCUCGAAAGACAUGGCAAGUGCACCACCAAUGGAGACAGGUGGAUUUGUGGGGCUCCCUCAGCCACCUUCCUAUGAAGAAUCAGUGGGUCCUCAGUACCAGGGGACGGUGCUUCCUCCUGCCUACACCAAAUCUGCACAGUAUCCAUACCCAACACAGCCGUAUAAUCAAAUAUAUCAACCAACGGCUCACAGUACUACCAGUCCAAUAGUGUCAGUUCAGACCAUUUACGUCCAGCCGGGUGUGGUGUUUGGGGAUCUUCCAGUGCAGACUCAUUGCCCUGCAUGUGCCCAGAUGGUGAUCACUCGGCUGGAGCACACCUCUGGAACAAUGGCUUGGUUAACAUGUGCCGGCCUGUUCAUUUUCGGUUGCAUCUAUGGCUGUUGCCUGCUUCCUUUUUGUGUGGAUGGUUUGAAGGAUGUGACACAUCGAUGUCCGAACUGCAACAACGUCCUUGGAGAACACAAACGGCUUUGAUUAUGUCUUUUGAAAAGAGUAGUCUCUAUUGAGCAUGCAACCUUGCAGCCUGUCUCUAUCUUGAAUUGUCUAAUUACAAAUACUGUCAGAGGCUAAACAAUCAUGUUAAACAUGCAUAUUUUGAUGAUGGUCAUCAUGUAGUCUAUAUCAGGGGUACUCAACUCUUUACUCUGAGGUCUGAGCCUGCUGGUUCUGUUCUACCUGAUAAUGAAUUGCACACCUGGUGUCCCAGGUCUGAAUCAGUCCCUGAUUAGAGGGGAACCAUUUCAAGAAAAUGCAAUGGAACUGUCUUUGAAGAGAAGAGUUGAGUGAUCUAUAUAAAUGUAUUACCUUUAUUAAGAGCUUUGUCCACUAGAUAACUUGUCAAUAUUGCACUUUCAAAUGGAUUUUAUUAUAUAAUUGUAUAUAUGUCAGUUUGAAUAGUAAUGUGCACACAAUGUUGGUGGGGUUAGAGGUAAGACUGGUCGAUAUUGUGAUUGUACAUUUUCAUAGGAUCUAUAUGUAAUCAAACUGCAAUAUGACUACCUUUUAAUACAGUCUUAUUGUGAUGAUGACUGGUAAGUAAGCAAGCUCAUCGUACAAACUGCCCUAAGUAGAUCCACUUGUUGUCUUAGGCCUAAAUGCCUUUAGUUUGAAUGAAGGAGUGGUUUUGCUGUAAAUUAUGCUGUGGAAUUCAGGCACCUUUGAGCAUUCCCAAGUCCAUGGAUUCACAAGGUUGUCAUUGAUUGUAUAGGCCCUAUUUGUUUAUUUUCAUUCAUCACAUUCAAUUGUGUGCGUCUGUAGAAUUCACUUAAUGGCACUUUUUCAAUGUGUAUGCAUGACAUAAGCACAAAUAAAUUAGAUCAUUUUACCACCAAA